This is a messenger RNA of Pangasianodon hypophthalmus (striped catfish), 2390 nucleotides long. RefSeq names its product T-cell-specific surface glycoprotein CD28. The coding region runs from base 277 to 990 and encodes 237 amino acids. Gene Ontology annotation, cellular component: external side of plasma membrane. The record is from RefSeq and is a predicted model, not a curated record. Gene Ontology annotation, biological process: T cell receptor signaling pathway; regulation of T cell proliferation. Lineage: Eukaryota; Metazoa; Chordata; Actinopteri; Siluriformes; Pangasiidae. The transcript is spliced from 4 exons.
UGUGCCUUGCUCUCAGAUUGUGGUUUCUGCAUGUAUCAUUUCACUUUACAAAAGACUGUAAGUACUCUUAGUGCAUUAUGGUAUAACUUAACUCUGCCCAUGUGAUAAGCUUCAGGAUUAGUAGAGAAAACCAUUUGUGUUUACUCGGCUUACUGAAUAACGGGAGUAGUCAUACUUAAAAAGCCUCGAGCAAAUAGAAGUGCAGGUUUAGCAGUGCCACAUUUGUUCAAGCAAACAGGUGCGCUGCAGUCUCUUCUUCAAAGUGCGUAACAGGCGAUGAAGACUUCCUGGCUGUGUGUGACCCUUCUGCCCCUUUUCCUCUUCAGCUGUGCCCUCCCUGAGAAACAGUGCCAGUGGAAAGACAACUUCCCAGGAAUUCAGCGUGUAGCAGUCCACGACAAUGUUUCCGUGCCCUGUCCCAGGUUUACAGCAGUGGAGAUGAUGUUCAUGUUGUAUAAGGGCCAAAAUAGCAUUGUCACCACCACGUAUGCGAAUAUCUCACAUGCGAGCAUCUUAGGACAGUCAGAAAGCACAAUAAAACACUAUGUAAAUAUCAUAGACAACACCACUCAUUUUGUCCUUUACAAUGUGACUAUGGAAGCGACGGCAUUGUACACGUGCACGGCUAAAAAGUCCUACCCCCCUCCCAUGGUACCCAUCCAAGAGGAACCUCAGACCAUCGUGAUUGUUGAAGGAUAUAAGUAUCCGCAUACCGGCCAAACACUGGAUCAUUCUGCCAGUUCUCUGCCCCUGUGGGUGGGGUUCGGGGUACUGAGCGUAUACGGCCUGAUAAUCACUUGCAUUGCAUUAUCACUGAGGUUCCGUCUGAAAAGAGAGGACAUGACCUCACAUGACUACAUGAACAUGAAGCCACGAGCACGGCGGAGGAAGCAAGGCAUCCAACACCCACCGCCACAAAGCUGGUACAAAGACACGGCCAACGGCACGGCAGUCAGCAAGAAGCUUCCAUCCAAAGGAACACCUGUUUAAAUCCAAGACUCAACUUGAACAAACUGCCCCAGCACUGCACAUUUUAUUGUGUUUUUCCUGCUCUAAUCCACCCAGUAGAAACGCAUAAAGUGUGUAUUAAUUAGUUGAUGAGUUAAUCAGGUGUGUUGGAGCAAAGAGAACAUUAAAAUUUGCAGCGCAGGGGGAAAUGCUGCACUAAACAAACUUUUAUUCAACCACCAACACACCUAUUUGUGCAGAAACUGUAGCAAAGCUAUAGGCUAAAGGUUUUACGUAGUUUUCUUUUUGUGUCUUGUUGUAUUGCUUCAAUCAUUGUUGUGUUUUUGUAGCUUAUAAACUUACCUAAAAGCUUCUAGCUUGUUGAUCAAUCUAAAUACUGUACUGCAUACUUAUACCUACUUAUUGAAGAUACGUUUUCAACUAUUAGCAGAGCCUGAACUGUAGAGUCAGCUGAUCUCUGAUUUAAUCACAUGUGGCUCCCUACACCAGAAUUAUUGGCACCCUUUUAAAAAAUGACCGUGCAGUUUUAUUAUACAGUUUUAUUUAAACACAAUAUUACUUCAUCUUAAAUAAUGCAAUGUGUUUGCGCAAGUUUUUGGCACCUUCCACAAUCGUCCUGUAAUAAUUGUGUCCUGCACCCUUUUCUGUAUUUUAUUUGGACGAAUGUUUUGGGUUAUUAUAUUGUGAAAAAUGUCCAUCUAUAGUCAAGAAACCUCUUGGCAGAGGUAAACAGGUAUUGGACUAAAACGUCCAUUAUUGGAAUUUGUGAAUUUUUUUCAAGAAUAACAGACAAUGUAUUUUUAUAUUGAUAUUCCUAUUAGUAUGAGAAUUUUUGCCCAUUUUCUCACCUGUUCACUGUGGGGCUGACUGUAAACAUACACUACCUUGAGGAUAAAAUAAUGGCUUUAACACCAUAUGUACAUUCUGAACUAUGUGCAGUAGGAGCCAUUUGGGACUCACACCCCGUCUAGCAAUUUUUUAAAAAAAAUUGUUUUACUUUUUUUUCUUUGUGGUGAAGUUUUCACAUAUUAUACACAGCAGUAUAAUCAGGUAACAAAAUAAAACCAAUAAAAACAACAUAAAGUGUCUUGGUAACAUGUUGGUCCACUAUGAGCCCAUCAGAACAUCUUCGGUGCACCUUGGCACAGAUUGUGCAAGUCUCUGGAACUUAACUGGACUGAUGAACAUAAAGAUAUUCCCUCAGAUGGUGUUUUGAUGAUGGUGGAGGAGAGCGCUGUUUAACACAUCACUCCUAAAUCUCCCAUAAGUGUUCAAUGAGGUUAAGCUCUGGUGGCCAUAGUGUAUGAUUUAGAUCACUUUCAUACUUAACACACCAUUCAGUGAGCCCUUGUGGCGUGUGGAUGGGGGCGGGGUCGUCCUGGAAGAGACCACACCUAUUAGAAAAGAAACGUUUCAUCAGA